AUGGAGCUCCUUCAAAACUUUAUGAGCACGCCCAGCGCGAGCGAGAAGGAGGUCACCGACUCAAUUGCGACGCUCGUGGACCGGCUGUCGCACGCGACGCUGCUGACCGACCGCCGGGCUGCCGUUUUGGGACUCAAAUCGUUCAGCAGACAGUACCGAGAGAUUGUGAUUGCCAACGGUCUCAAGAGUCUUGUUGCGACUCUGCACAAGGACGUGCUGGACCUUGAUAUUGUCAGGGCGGUGCUUGAGACCCUUCUAAUUCUGUUUAUCCGAGGCGAGGACGACGAGGAUCUAACAAGGAGCUGGAUAAGCCAGCAGACAAGACUCAAGAACGGCAAGUAUCCUUCGCCGAGUUUGGUGCUAGACAAUGUGACGGACCAGUUUUCGCUGUGGAUUUUUGACGAGCUGACUCAAUCGGUGACGAGUUUCGAUAUUCUGGUGGACCUUGUCGAGGCAGACGAUAUUCAUAUCAAGCUGUACUCGUUGCAACUGCUCCAGGCGUUAUGUUCGACGCGGCCGCUGCGGACCAAAGAGCUCGCCCUUAAGUCGCCGCUGGCGAUCUCCAAGCUGUGUCAGGCGCUCGACGACCCCUACGAGCCGAUCCGGAACGAGGCAAUCCUGCUGCUGAUGGGUGUCGUCAAGGACAACUUCCACAUCCAGAAGCUGGUGGUGUUCGAGAACACGUUCGAGAAAUUGUACCGCAUAAUAGAGGACGAGGGCCGACUCGAGGGCAAUAUCGUCGUCCAGGACUGUCUGUCGCUGAUCGCGAAUCUGCUAAGGUACAACGCCAGCAACCAGAAGUUUUUCAUCGAGACCAACUGCAUGUACAAACUCGCGGAAUUUUUAGACCAGCCUCUGGCCGAGAGCGAGCUGGGGCCGUUUGUGUGGAACGAGCAACGGCUCCAGAACCUGCUCACCACGCUUGACACAUGCAGACUGUUUGUGGCCGACGGAGUGGAGGCCAUUGACCAGGCACAGCGAGCGCUCGUGAACUCUGACGUUUUGAUGUUAAUUUUGCGUCUGGUAUUUUCCAUCACCGUUCCCAACGUCGUCCGCGUCAACGCGCUUCUCACCACUGCAGACAUCAUCCGUUCCAACGCCGAGAUCCAGCUACAGUUCUCCCAGAUCGACGUACCGUAUAUGGACCCCACGCUGCCCGCUGCAGCACAGAAGAUGGACGAGAUCGUUCCCGUGAUAGACGCACUGCUGCACUGGUGUCUUUACGCAAACUCUGUCCAUCUGUUUGAUCUGCGGAUGGCCUCUGUGGUGGUGCUACAUGCAUAUUUCAAGGACAACGAGGACGCCAAAUACGCUUUUUUGAAAGAUCAAAAAUACGAGUUCAACAAGCUCAACGGCGUGCCCGACAGCGAGGACGAGCCGGACGAGGAGGAUGGCGCGAACGGUCAGGCCGAGAAUAAUGCAAACGGCGAGAGCAGAUCGCCUUCGACAACGUUCACGGGAGCCAACCUGUUUGCAACGCUCAUCAACGUUGACAACGACUUGCAACUAAACCCAUACAAAAUCUGGUUUGCCUGUCUGAUUCUCAUCUAUGUGUUUGAGAACUACGACGAGGGCCGCGAGCUGGCAAUGUCUAUCCAGAUCGGCAACGCGAGCGCCAACGAGGACGUGCUAAACAUCAUUGAGGCCGUCGGGCAAGCGCUGUGUUCAAGCUUGCGCUUCAAGGACCCGCGUGUCCCUAUCGCCUAUAUGAUGCUACUGAGCAUCUGGCUCUGGGAGAACUUUCGAGCGGUGGACCUGUUUCUGCACGACUCGUCCAUUUUAGACCAGCUGCUCGCGUACCUUGUUGAGGCCAACGACGAGAAUCUGCUUGCGCAGGGCAUGGUGGUUGUUUUGCUGGCUAUCGUUUACGAAUUCACAAGGAAAAAAUCACCUGUGAGCCGCCAGCAGCUGAGCUCGUUGCUGAAGAGCCGGGUCGGAGACAAUGCGUUUAGUCUGAAGAUCCAGCAGUUUGAGAAAAGUGAAGCAUUUUCCAACUACGACGAGGAAACACUGCUGAAUCCAGAGAGAGACGAUACGGGGCUGCCGCAGGUGUACUUCGACCCGUUGUUUGUGCAGCUGGUGAAGGAGAACUCCCGACGCCUCCGAGGAGCCAUAGGCCACGAUCCGUCGUUUGAGCCUCUGGAAAAGCUCAGUUUCGACGCUUUUGAAACUGUUCAGAACGACUGUCUGUCGCUGGCUAGCGAUCUGAAGACUGUUCGCAAGGAGGCGGAAGAGACGAUCGAAAAACAGAAGGCCGAGAUUGAGCGGCUCGUUUCUGAGUACGACGAGCUUGCAAAGACGUACGAGGCCACAAAGAGCGAGCUCGAAAAGCUUGAAAGGGACAGAGAGCUGCUGGGUACAAAUUACGCCAAGAGUUCUGAGGAUAUAGGCAAACUUACGCAGCUCAAAAACGAGCUGGAGCAGAGUUUGGCACAGCUGACUGCGCAGCACCAGGAAGCAGCUUCUAAGGUGACUUCGCUGGAGGCAAGCAAUAAACAGCUUUCUGAGAAGCUGAACGUUAUUGAGCAGCAGAAGAGCAAAGCAGAGGAUGGCAUUAACAAGAUGAGCCGUGAAUUGAUGCAGCUGAUUAAGAACAACGAGUCACAAAGCAAAACGAUAAAAGACCUGGAAAAAGAAGCACAGAAGACCACCAAGACGCACGAAAAGCUCCAGCAGCAAAUAGCACAGCAGCAGGAAAAGAUUUCCGGACUGGAAUCCAGGAUUCAGGGCUUGACUGUGGAGCUGAAGAAGGGCGACGACAACUACAACGGUCUGCGAAAGACGUACGAGGAGACGGUUGCAAAAUUAGAGGCGGCAGAGCAGGAGAUUGAGAGAUUGCGUAGCAUCCAUUUGGAAGCCACUCGGAGCCUGGAGUCGAUCAGGAAGGAGACGGAGGCGUCUACUGGCUCUCUAAAGAAGCAGGUUACGAGUCUGACUACACAGAAGGCCGAGUUGGAGGCAUUGAACGAAGACAUUCGUCGUCGAUUGGAGGAAUUGAGUGCAGAGAGAGAAAAUAUUCGAAUGGAGGUGGAGGUCGAGAAAAAACGGUUACAGGAUGAAAAACAGGCGCUAGAGGACGAGAAGAACGAUCUUCAGAGGAACUGGGAGGAAGAAAAGCAGCGAUUGGAGCAGGAGAAAGACGUUCAGGCGAAGCAGUACGAGGAAAAGCUCAAGCAACUUGAAGGCGUGUCCAAGUCUUCGGCAGUGCUUGAGGCGAGACUCGCACAGGUGACGCAGGAGAAGGAGGAGCUGGAGACGACAGUUGCGUCUCUCAAGAAGCAGCUUGGUGAGACGAGGGAGCUGAAAAACACGGCUACGGAGGAAAAGAAGUCGCUCGAGUCAACAAUCUCAAUGAUCUCGUUGAAUGUGGAGGCCAAAGACGAAGAGUGUCGUCGGCUGAUGAAGGAGGCAGAGGAAUUGAGAACGGAGAAGGAAAAGAAGCUGGCUGAGUUUUCAGAGCUGGAAACUAAGCUUGCUGACUAUGAUUCCGUCAAAAGAGAGCUUGCCUCGCAUCUGAGCGAUAUCGAGAUUUUGAAGGUCGACCUGGAGAAAGAGCAGGCCGAGAAGAAAGAGCUUGUGGCGACACACGAGAAAGAGUUGCAGAAGCUAAAGACGGAACUAAGCGGCAAGGCUGAGGAGAUUGAGAGGGAGAGAGCACUUUUGGCUGGAAACUCUGACUCUGUCGUCAAGGAGUAUUCUCAAAAGAUCACUUCCUUAGAUGAAAAGCUGAAAGAAGCAGAGAAGGAGAGGGAAGCUGAGGUUCUAACAUUGGAGGAGCAGGUAAGAAUAUUGUCGAGUGGAAACGAAGAGUUGUCAAAGUCGCAAAAUUGCAAGGAAGCAGAAGUGAAGAUGUUGCAAGACAGGCUGACGAGAGUCGAGGAGACUUUGAAGCAGAGGGAGAAUGAGGCCGAUGCAAAGGACAGCGAGCUUAAAGACCUCAAGGAUAAAAUGAAGAAGCAGCUGCGCGAGCUGGUGGAUCUGAAGAAGCAAGUGAAGGAAACCGAGAAGCUGAAGGCGGCUUUGUCAGAGCUGGAGGCGUAUCAAGAAAAAACUCAAGAUUACGACGAGUUGCAAAAGAGGCUGGUCGAAUAUGAUGAACUGAAGAAGAAGACUGCAGACUACGAAGAUCUCAAGAAUAAAGUUGCCGACCACGAGAAGCUGCAGAAGAAACUGGAAGAUUACGAGACGCUAAAGGCGAAGGCUUCCGAACAGGAGAAGCUACAGAAACAGGUGGUCGAAUUUGAGCAGAAGCUCAAGGACGCGGAAAAUAGACAGAAGGACAUGGUCCCCAAAGGAGACCUUGACGACCUGAUGUUGCUGAUGAGCGAGCUAGACGAGAAAAACAAGCAGAUGAAGCUGAAGCUCAAAUCGCUAGGUGAGGAAGUGAGCGACGUUAGCGACGAGUCGGACGACGACGAUGAAGACGAUUAG
Molecule: messenger RNA, 4431 nt
Organism: Ogataea angusta
Lineage: Eukaryota; Fungi; Ascomycota; Pichiomycetes; Pichiales; Pichiaceae
Exons: 1
Coding region: 1-4431 (1476 amino acids)
Biological process (GO): endoplasmic reticulum to Golgi vesicle-mediated transport; intracellular protein transport; transcytosis
Cellular component (GO): endoplasmic reticulum; Golgi stack; Golgi membrane
Source: RefSeq, a predicted model, not a curated record